Molecule: messenger RNA, 1019 nt
Organism: Myotis lucifugus (little brown bat)
Lineage: Eukaryota; Metazoa; Chordata; Mammalia; Chiroptera; Vespertilionidae
Product: protein lin-9 homolog
Biological process (GO): DNA-templated transcription; regulation of transcription by RNA polymerase II; regulation of cell cycle
Cellular component (GO): transcription repressor complex; nucleoplasm
Molecular function (GO): DNA binding
Source: RefSeq, a predicted model, not a curated record
CCAUUCUCCACAUCUAGGCAAGAGGGUAGUGAAAGCAGCAGUGGCUUUGAUGUUGAUGGGUUGUCUGUUCUGCUGCCCCUGGAGGAAAAGUCAGGCUCUUCAGCAAAAGCCCUUGUCAGUUUAAAAGAGGGAAGCUUAUCUAACACAUGGAAUGAAAAGUUCAGUUCUUUACAAAAAACACCUGUUUGGAAAGGCAGGAAUACAGGCUCUGCUGUGGAAAUGCCUUUCAGAAAUUCAAAACGAAGUCGAUUCUUUUCUGAUGAAGAUGACAGACAAAUAAAUACAAGAUCACCUAAAAGAAACCAGAUUGCAAUGGUUCCACAGAAAUUUACAGCAACAAUGUCAACACCAGAUAAGAAAGCCUCACAAAAGAUUGGUUUUCGAUUACGCAACCUACUCAAGCUUCCCAAAGCACAUAAAUGGUGCAUAUAUGAGUGGUUCUACUCAAAUAUAGAUAAACCGCUCUUUGAAGGUGAUAAUGAUUUCUGUGUAUGUCUAAAGGAAUCUUUUCCUAAUUUGAAAACAAGAAAGUUAACAAGAGUAGAAUGGGGAAAAAUCAGGCGGCUAAUGGGAAAACCACGGAGAUGUUCUUCUGCAUUUUUUGAGGAAGAAAGAUCAGCAUUAAAACAGAAACGACAGAAAAUCCGGCUCUUGCAACAAAGGAAAGUUGCAGAUCUUUCACAAUUCAAAGAUCUCCCAGAUGAGAUUCCUUUGCCCUUGGUCAUUGGAACCAAAGUUACAGCACGAUUACGUGGUGUUCAUGAUGGUCUGUUCACUGGGCAAAUAGAUGCUGUGGAUACUUGUAACGCUACUUACAGAGUAACUUUCGAUAGGACAGGGCUGGGAACCCAUACUAUCCCUGACUACGAAGUUCUUAGUAAUGAGCCUCAUGAGACAAUGCCCAUUGCUGCCUUUGGACAAAAACAGCGGCCUUCUCGGUUUUUUAUGACUCCACCACGGUUGCAUUACCCUCCUCUUCUCCCAGCACCCACUACGGUAACGUUUUUAAAAUGUCAUCA